GAAAGAGUGUGCGUUAUCGAUUAAGGGAAUGGCGCAUGAGCUUCGACGGAGGCCCUGCUCGUGCUUACGCAUACUUUGUGCGACGGAGAUAACCAUAAUUUUGAUUUCUAUGAGUUGAAAGAGUUCGCGUGGAGGGAGUAGGGUGGGUUUGAGAAAGUGAUGAAUAUAUGGUCGAGCCGCAGGAGUGGGAGCGAGAGACCGAAGGGCGACAGACAGUUGUUUCACGCAAUAUGGCGGACGCCAACUGAGGAGGAUUUUUCGGUGGAGAAUAAUAAAGGACGGAAAAAAGGAGAGGAAGAAGAAGAGAAAAACAUAACAAGGAACUGGACAAGCGAGUAGGAGGAACGGGGCAGGCAGCGAAAAUCAAAUUGGACGAAAGGAUCAGGGGUUGUGCUUCUGUUGUGUGGAAACGUGCUGGCUCGUGGCGGUCGCAGUGAAGAUGUUUCGACCCGAACAGCCGGACUAAAGUGGUUGCGAGAUGUUUAAUCCAACGUGAGAAGAAGGAGGAAGAAACAGACUGCUUACUGGUUCUCCUGCAUCCCGCGACUAGAACACCUUCACGAAGGAAGCCACGGGGCGACGGAGUGGUGCUCCCUAUUUAUCCUUGCAUACCGGAUCGGGUGAAGAUCCAAGUAAUACAGAAUAUGGCGAUGCGCGCUCUGUUGUUUUUGUUGCUGGCGCUCUGAGCGAGCAGGAUUUCUCCUGAAUUCGGAUGCCAACCCUAAGACGAAGUGACCAUGAAUACGGUGAACGCUGGCGGAGACCUUUACGACUUCAUCUGCGAGGAGAACUCGCCAAAAUGGAAAGGCCUCCUGAUGACAGCCCUAAAGCGAGUCUUGGAACAAGUGCAUCCUUCGCUGGGUGCUAGAGAGGAAGCUCUGGAAUAUGUCGAACAAUUGUGUCUCAGGUUACUAGCUCUUCUUUGUGCCAAACCUAGCCCGCACACAGUUCAAGAUGUGGAGUACAGAGUUAGAAACACUUUUCCUACACCAAUAGACAAAUGGGCUCUAAAGGAAGCGCAGGAAGCUCUGGAGAGGGGCAAAAAGAAAUCGGUUCUGCCCGUGGACAAAAUUCACAAUCUCCUGCAAAAGGAACUGUUGCUCUACAAAGUGGAUUCAGGCGUGUCAUUGUUUCUCGUGGCCGUGUUGGAAUACAUUUCCGCGGAUAUUCUGAAGUUGGCCGGGAAUUACGUAAAACAUUUCAAAAAUGUUGAAAUUACAUUCCAAGACGUUCAAAUUUCCAUGAACGCCGACAAGACCACAGCUAUGGCUUUGAUGGAUAUGUUUUAUCAAGAUGAAGGUGGAGGUUCAAAUUCACUUUCGGAGGGCUCGGCGCUUGCGUCUCCGUCGACCGCUCCUCGCACCAGUCUUACCUACGAGGAGGUCGUUCGUGAACUGAUGGCCUCCGAACGACAGUACCUGAGAGAACUGCACAUGCUCAUACGAGUGUUCAGAGAGGAAAUAAUCAAAUUGACGAGCGAUCAGCGACAUUUGGAUGUGAUAUUCUCCAACAUCAUGGAUAUAUACGAACUCACGGUCACGCUGUUGGGCAGCUUAGAAGAUGUAAUGGAAAUGGCUCAAGAGCAAAUGCCGUACAUCGGAAGUUGUUUCGAGGAGUUGGCGGAGGCUGCCGAGUUCGAUGUUUACAAGAAGUAUGCAAAGGAGGUGAUGUCUUCUACUUGUCGGGAUACCUUGAACAACCUGCUGUCGAGGCCGGACGUCGACAAUGCCCUAAGCACAGCCUGGCAUGGCAUGAAGCUGGCACUGAAAUACUAUUUGCCGGCAUUGUUGCUCGGCCCGAUUCGCCAUUGUUUCACGUACAUGGAUUACAUCAAGUUGCUGAGGGGUUUAUCGGGAAUCGACGAAGACAAAGAGACGUUGAUACAAGUUGAAGGUUUGCUGAAGCCGCUACAAAGUGAACUAGGUCGUUGUAUGUCGCAUUCGAAGCCGAGAAAUACGCAGAUGCAUGCGAGGGCGCGACGACAAGCAGCUUUACACAAGAUUCACGAGCUGGAGAAGAUUGUUGAAAAUUGGGAUUCCAAAGAUAUAGGACAGUGCUGCAAUGAAUUCGUGCGAGAGGAUGUACUCAUGAAGGUAGGUUCUGGCGGAAAACGACCAACCAAUCGUCGCGUCUUUCUUUUCGACGGCUUGAUAAUUCUUUGCAAGCCUAACUCGCGCCGUCAGAGUACGGUGCACACCAGUCAUCCCGAAUGUAAAUUGAAGGAGCGAUUCUUCAUUCGCAAAGUAGAAAUCAUAGAUCAUCAAGACACGGAAGAGUAUCGAAAUGCUUUCGAAAUAUCGCCACGUAUGCAACAACCAAUCAUCUUGUGCGCUAAAAGCGUAGAAGACAAGAAUUCUUGGAUGGCCGAUUUAGUGAUGCUGAAUACAAGAUCAAUGUUGGAGCGAAUACUGGAUAGCAUACUCACGGAUAUGGAGAGGAAGCAUCCAUUGAAACUACCUUCACCUGACAUGUACAAAUUUGCAGAACCGGACUCGCGAGAUAAUAUAAUUUUGGAACAGAGGGAGAAUGGCGGCGUGCCUCUGAUAAAAGGAGCCACGAUCUAUAAAUUAGUUGAACGGCUAACUUACCACAUAUAUGCGGAUCCUAAGUUCGUCCGCACAUUUCUUACCACUUACAGGUCGUUCUGCGCUCCUGCCGAAUUGCUCGAACUACUCAAAGAACGUUUUAAUAUACCGAAACCGUCUCUGGUGUACGAACAGGAUCCUAACGAUACCGAUAAGAUGCAGAAGAAUUCGCAACGCGAGGAUUGGAAGCGCUAUCGGAAAGAGUAUUGUCAACCGGUGCAAUUCAGGGUGUUAAAUGUGUUAAGACAUUGGGUCGAUCAUCAUUUCUAUGACUUUGAAAGGGACCAGGCUUUGCUGGACAGUCUACACGCUUUCCUCAAUUCGGUUGAUGGUAAAAGCAUGCGCAAGUGGGUGGACAGUGUGUUGAAGAUCUUGCAGAGGAAGAAGCCAGAUGCCCAGCGCAUGAUUAAGUUUGCCUUCGAUGAUCAACCGCCGCCCAUCGAAUGGCAUCUAACGAAGAACGAAGAUGAAUUUGCUCUCCUCACGCUGCACCCUGUCGAAUUGGCUCGGCAACUUACCAUUCUCGAGUUUGAUCUCUACAGAACAAUCAAACCGUCCGAGCUAGUCGGGUCCGUGUGGACUAAAAAAAAUAAAGAUAAAACUAGUCCAAACCUUCUGAAAAUGAUCAAACACACCACAAACAUAACUAGGUGGUACGAGAAGAAUAUCGUCGAGGCAGAGAACUUUGAAGAACGCUGUGCAAUUGUUAACAGGGUAAUAGAGAUUAUGACGCAUCUGGACGAGUUGAACAAUUUCAAUGGGGUGCUUGCGAUUGCCAGCGCUAUGGGUUCAGCAUCAGUUUUCCGACUGAGGUGCACGUUUCAGGCAAUAACGCAAAAUAAUCGGAAAGUGCUGGAGGAAUGCCGCGGUGCUGAUGACCAUUUUAAGAAGUACCAGGAGAAAUUGCGCUCCAUAAAUCCUCCGUGCGUACCGUUUCUGGGCAUGUAUUUAACGAACAUCCUGCAUAUUGAAGAAGGAAAUCCGGAUUUCCUGCCGAACACGCAGCUCAUUAACUUCUUCAAGCGUAGGAAGGUUGCCGAAAUCACUGGAGAAAUCCAGCAAUAUCAAAAUCAACCAUACUGCUAUAACGUUGAACCAAAAAUCAAGCAUUUCUUGGAGACGUUGAAUCCGUUUGGUGAUAUGAGCGACACCGAUAUUAGCAAUUACUUGUUUAACAAGAGUAUCGAAAUUGAACCAAGAGGCUGCAAACAAGUUCCAAAGUUCCCUAGGAAGUGGCCUCAGCUUUCGCUGAAAAGUCCCAGCACGAAAGCGAAGCAGUCUCGUACUAGUGUAACAUCCACGAACACGGUGUUCAACACGCACCCAGUGCCAAAGAUCGAAGAAGAAGUUAAAAAGGUGCCGGAAGAACCCGCAAAGAACGAUAGCGAAUUUAGCGUUUUCGCCCAAGUCCAUAUACCUACUGGACAGAACAGUCCAACACUCAGUCCGGCAUCGCCUGCGACUUCUACGACUUCAUUGAUGAGUUGGUGGCAAGGACAUAGUCGUAGUCCGAGCGUUAGCUCGACGACGUCUGCAUUUAGGGCCCAGCCGAUCCCGCUCAGACCAGAACCCGCAUUGCCUCCAACUCCUCAUCGAUACAACCCGCAGCACUUCACGGUAACGGCGCCGAGCAGUCCAGGCCCUCACAGCCCAGCAUCUCCUGGUCCGCACGCCCUUCCCGAACCUCACAGUCCUCACGUUUUAUCAUCAACGCCGCCACCGUUACCGCCACGCAGACGUCGUGAUAGUCCCGAAAUCAAUUCUCCUCAGCAGGUUUCACCCAAGGUUCCGCACUAUGGCCCUCACAAUCUAAAGAUUAAACAGGCUCCAGAUGCACCGCAGUUACCUCCGAGGGAAUGUUCGCCGCCACCGUUGCCGCCACGCAGGGAACCUGGUGCUUCUCCGAAUGCUCACCACACUCUCACCUUCGGAUCUACUGGUACUUCGCCUCGUCUUCAUCCUACGCAUACUUCACAGUUACACAUUAGACGUCACUCCAACAUCCAUCCUCAUGCUCCUGUUAGGUCGCUCAACCAAACAUACAAUGGAGGGACAAGCUUGCCACCCCAACCACCUAGUAUUUCACCCCGACUUUUGAGUGAUUCGAGUUCCGGCCAGUCGACCCCAAAAUUGCCACCCAAACCCGCUAUUCGGUCAGCCGGACUCACAACUGGCACCAUGUUCCAAUAUCCAAGCACGACAAACACUUAAUGAUUAGGCGUAGACCAAAAACCGUCACCACUACCCCCCGUAUCUUUAGAAUGAAUGCACCUGACAUCACAUAUUUAAUAUUGAAAUUAAUUUGAAAAGAACAAAAAAAACAACAACAACAACAACCUCUGACUGGAGAUUAGACGUGUCUUGCAGCCCUACAUCAGUACACAAUUUUUCAAUGAAUGUUUUAAUGUGUGUAAAAAAAAUAUCUAUAUGUAAAAUAUUGUAUAUAUGUACAUUCUGUGUGCGUUGCCAAAACAGAUUGUAAUUUUAAUUGGAUUUCGUUUUGUGCACAACGCUCUGACAGGAAUUGUUACUAUAUUUAAACACCUUUUAUUUUAUUAUUAUUUUUUUU
Nicrophorus vespilloides is the source of this 5154-nucleotide messenger RNA. RefSeq names its product protein son of sevenless (gene Sos). Gene Ontology annotation, biological process: positive regulation of GTPase activity; Ras protein signal transduction. The record is from RefSeq and is a predicted model, not a curated record. Gene Ontology annotation, molecular function: guanyl-nucleotide exchange factor activity; structural constituent of chromatin; DNA binding. The coding region runs from base 738 to 4796 and encodes 1352 amino acids. Lineage: Eukaryota; Metazoa; Arthropoda; Insecta; Coleoptera; Silphidae. The transcript has 15 exons. Gene Ontology annotation, cellular component: plasma membrane; nucleosome.